Cladocopium goreaui is the source of this 447-nucleotide messenger RNA. The record is from the annotation of a GenBank genome assembly. NCBI's taxonomy places the organism in Eukaryota, Dinophyceae, Suessiales, Symbiodiniaceae.
UCAAAAGUUCCAAUCCGCCUUUGGCCCAUCAUGGUGAUUCCUAUCGGAGGUAUGGGGGUCCCCCUCAUGGGUCCGCCGCCACCCGAAGUGGCGCAUCGCUUUCGGGUCAUUAAGUACAGCAUCCUGAUCCUCAUUCUGUGCACCAUUGGUGAAUUGAUCGCCGGCAUUUUGGGCGGCGCCUUUGGCCAGAUGUUGGUGUCCUCCUUGAACUUGAUCCUCAACGCACUCAUCGGUGUUUGGAUGUUGAAAGAUGACUCGACCAUCGGCCGCAUCUAUGCUUUCCUUGGACGUUCUUGCUGCAAACCCUGCACUGAACAGUGUCAAGGUGGCUUGACCUGUUUGAUGCCAUUCAUCAUUUGCAACCUCAUCACAGUUCUGCUGGGCCUCAUUCUGAACAACGACAUUGGGCACCUUGGACGGAACCAGAAGUUUGGUCAGAUCAUAUAA